AUGCUUGACAGGGGUAUUGAUCCACGCGAACGAAUGAGUCUAAACUACGCACUACGGUGGUUAGGUCAGGCUUGGAGAGAUAAGGUUAAGGAUGAGACUAUUCAGAAGUGCUUUAUUAAGAGUACUGUUCUUCCUGGCCGUCGUCAACAAGAUCAGACUAAUCAGGAGACCCCCGCGGCCGGGGAUCCUGAAUCAAGGCUUCUUUAUUAUGAGGUGGUUGAAAAGCUUGAAACCCAGCCUAAUGCGGAAGGAAUUUUACCAUUUAUGGAAUUCCUUAACCCUUCAGAUGAGGAUAUCGAUACCACCGAGCCUGAUAUGGACGAUGUCCUUCUUACUGUAGGUAGUGAGGAUACUGAAGAUGAGCCCGAUGAGGAAUAUAUAUUUGGUCCUAAGUCAGACAUAUUACCCGACGCGGUGGCUCUGCGACAUCUAUCAGAUCUAUCACUAUAUGCUACACAAAGAGAGGGCUGCACGGAAGAGGAUAUAGCCUUGAUUGAUGCAUUGACGAAGUCAUUCAGGAAGCUUGAGGUAAAUGGGAAGAAACAGAAGACAUUGAUGGAGAUGGGAUUUAAACCUAAAUAG
Penicillium atrosanguineum is the source of this 582-nucleotide messenger RNA. RefSeq names its product Trafficking protein particle complex subunit 6B. The transcript has a single exon. The record is from RefSeq and is a predicted model, not a curated record. NCBI's taxonomy places the organism in Eukaryota, Fungi, Ascomycota, Eurotiomycetes, Eurotiales, Aspergillaceae. Bases 1 to 582 code for a protein of 193 amino acids.